AUGGCAUCGAAAUCGCGUCCACAAUUAAUUAUCGAGGAUACAAAUAUGGGGUCUUAUACGCUACCAGCUGAUAUACACCCAGCUUUAGCAAAUAUAAACAUAAAAGACUGGUCCUAUCAGCAAUUUGUGUUGCAAGUAAUUUUGUUGAAAAUUCCCGUGAACUCUGUAGGAGAUAUAGAACAAGCAUGGAUCGAUUCAUUGAAUUUAUUAGGAUCAAGAAAAGACAUAGAUAUAUUUUAUAGAAGCUUUAUUAAAAGGUUGAUUGAUUAUCAGCCUUUCGAAAAACUAGAUUCAAGCACAGAAUUUGUAUUAAGUCGUUACCUUAGCUCGCAAAUGCAGUUAAGGCUUGGAUCUACUAUUAAAGAUAUUUACCAUCAAACAGAGCAGCAAUCUAGAGAAGCAUUUGUUUCAAAUAAAGUCUCAAUUUGUUUAGAUAAUGAUAAUACAAUAAUGCAAACGACGUCUUCAGUGCCUCAACCCGCAGAAACAGGAAUAAAAAAACGACCUUAUGAAGAUGUUGAAGAGUUACAAGAGGUGGAAGCAAAUUACUUAUUUGAAGAAGGGAACGAAAGAAAUAUUAUUUCAACAAUUGAUGAUCAAACACUGAGCGAUGAAGUAAUGUUAAAUAUUUAUGCUACGAAGUCUUCUUAUACCAGUGAAGAAAUAAAAGGAAGCUUCGAUUUGUACAGGUCAAAAAUCUCUAAAACAAAAAGAAUAGUCACGCCUGGGUAUUGGGGAAUUAUUGACCUAACAAAGGAAUCACUUUUUAAUUGUAAAGAAAUUAAUGAUGACAUGUUAAAGUAUUUGUCAAAAGAAUUUUCAAAUGUAAUUCAAUGGAAGCCAGAGUCAACUCCGUCAACUAUUCAGGAUUACUUCAACAGCAAUUGUAGUAUUAAUUUAAGUAAUUUAAGUAAUGAAAAUAAAAAAUUUAAUGCUAACAUUCAAUAUAUAGUUGCAAACAUUGAUGUUCUUAAAGGAAAUAGAUGGGGCGAAAUUCAAUCAUAUUCAACAAAAGAAGCACAAAAUGAAGACGCUAACCCAUUUCAAAAAGAUAGAAUUGGUAGAAAAGUAGAUAUGAUUGGUAACCUUAAAGAGACGUCAUUCAAGGUUGAAGUUUUAUUUGGGGAAGUUUCUGGUGGAUUAGGUCCUUUUGGUCUUCCUGCUGCGACAAGAAAGAAACGUUUUUUUGACAAAAUAAAAUUGUCCCGAAAAUCUGUGGUUUUAUAUGGUUGGACUCAACAUGGACUUGAAAUAAAUGUUUAUGCGUUAAAAUGGGAAGGCAAUAGUACCUAUCUAUUUGGGUUGGUCGAUAAAGGUACUCUACCAUCUUGUGAGAAUGAAUGUGGACUUUUUGAAGAUUUAUAUUGUAUCUUUAAAGAAUUAGAAAGACAAUUAAAAAAAACUGAAGAAAAUAUCAAAGCUUUAAAUUUAUUUAAUGUAAGAAGUAAAAGGAGGAAUUUAUGUGUAGAAAGCACUCCCGAAUUCAACUUAACUAGAACACCAAAAUAA
Funneliformis mosseae is the source of this 1509-nucleotide messenger RNA. NCBI's taxonomy places the organism in Eukaryota, Fungi, Glomeromycota, Glomeromycetes, Glomerales, Glomeraceae. The record is from the annotation of a GenBank genome assembly.